AUGUCAGCAACUUCUAAGGUACUUACCCAAGUUAAUCCAAUUAAUUUGAAGUUUUAUCUUUACAUUUUAACAAUCAUCGUUGCCACAAUACCAGGUUUUAUUAUAUUAGGAAUAUUUAAAAGUUUUAUCUCAACAAUAGAUUAUGAAUAUAUGGGAAUUUUUUCAAUGUUAUGUGUUGUUUUAAAAAAUAUUAUUACAAUUAUCUUAGGAUCUUUUUCUAUGAUAAUUUAUUGUGAUAUGGUUUUUCCAAUAACAAUGAUUGGAUUUGAAUAUAUUUUAACUAAAAUAUAA
Molecule: messenger RNA, 291 nt
Organism: Strongyloides ratti
Lineage: Eukaryota; Metazoa; Nematoda; Chromadorea; Rhabditida; Strongyloididae
Exons: 2
Coding region: 1-291 (96 amino acids)
Source: RefSeq, a predicted model, not a curated record